GCCAUGAUGGCUUUUCCUUUCAUGAACUCCAGUGGCCAAGACAGCCAGGUGUCUGUGGGUCCGUCCCCCGAGCCCGGCCCCUGUUCCUUGAACACCAGCUCCCUGCGGAUCCCCCUGACGCUCUUCUACGCCCUCUUCGUCGUGCUCGGCCUGGCCGGGAACCUGCUGGCCCUGUGGGUGUUCCUGCGUGACCGCUCCAAGAAGGCCUCCGUGGACGUGCUCCUGGUCAACGUGGCGCUGUCAGACCUGCUGCUGGUGGCCUGCAUGGCCUUCAGGGUGUGGUACCACGGGGUGCGCGGGGAGCGCUGGGAGCUGGGCGCCACCAUGUGUCACGUGGUGGGAAACUUCUUCUACAUGAACAUGUACAUCAGCAUCGUGCUGCUGGGGCUGAUCAGCGUCGACCGCCACGUGAAGAUCAGCCGAGGCGGGGUGCCGCUGCAGCGGCCCCGCGGUCUGGCGAUGAGGUGCGGCUGGAGAACAGCCGCCUGCACCAUCAUCUGGGCCCUGGCGCUGGCCGGUACCCUGCUGAUGAUCCUGGUCUCCGAGAAGACUACGAAAGAGCUCAACAGAUGCUUCCAGUAUAAGGUAUUCCAGCACUCCAAGUGGAGGGGCUACGUCAACCUCUUGCUGGUGGUCAUCUUCUGGAUCAGCUACGGCUGCAUGGUGGUGUGCUACGUCAAGAUCGCCUUCAAGCUGCUGAGGACGUCCAAGGAGAAGCCCGACCUGCCCAACGCGGCCCGCUAUGCCCGGACGGCCAAAAAGUCCUUCUUCAUCCUCGUCCUCUUCACCGUGUGCUUCGUGCCCUACCACAUAGUGCGCGUCUUCUACAUCAUCACCCAGAUGACCGACACAUCCUGCUACUUGAGGGGUGUGGUCUACCAGGCUAACGAGGUGGCCCUGCUGUUCUCUGCGCUCAACAGCUGCCUGGAUCCCGUCAUGUACUUCCUGCUGUCGUCACCCAUGAGGAAGCAGGUGAUGCGGUUGCUGGGCAACGUGAUGCGGGUGUGGGAAGCCGGGGCUAGUGGCAGCAGCUAGUGUCGAGCAGGGUUCGGGCUCAGGCAGGACCGUCCUGAGACAGCAGUCGACUGGCCUGGUGGGCGUCUUCGGGAACAAUAUGGAUGACAUUACGAGCCAGCCAUAAGAUGGCGAAGGGCAAAGCCAGAAAGAAUUGAAACGUCUGUUUAUGUAUUCCACAGCUUUG
Gadus chalcogrammus (walleye pollock) is the source of this 1201-nucleotide messenger RNA. RefSeq names its product probable G-protein coupled receptor 34. Gene Ontology annotation, biological process: G protein-coupled receptor signaling pathway. Bases 4 to 1035 code for a protein of 343 amino acids. Lineage: Eukaryota; Metazoa; Chordata; Actinopteri; Gadiformes; Gadidae. The record is from RefSeq and is a predicted model, not a curated record. The transcript is spliced from 2 exons. Gene Ontology annotation, molecular function: G protein-coupled purinergic nucleotide receptor activity. Gene Ontology annotation, cellular component: membrane.